UUUAAUGCAAGUCUCGGCAUCAUCACAUCACAACAUUGAUCCAUCAUCAAGUUCCUUGCCAUGUAUGAUGAUCAAACUUGUUAAAACCAUUGUCUAACCUCAAAAGUACUUGAUGCAAUGUUUUAGUGACAAGGCAAGCUUGUACAAUGACAGACUCCAUGAAACUCAUCAUUUCGGACCUUUGUCACGGAAUGCGUGAUGCGGUUUUGGGGGCGCUCUUCAUCUUUCGCGUCGAUGCCGAGAUUAACGCCUUGGCUGAGGAGAAGAAACGACGGCAAGAAGAGAAGAGAAGAGAGACUCAAAGGAGACCGAUUCCUGUGCGAGAGAAAAAAGAAAGUGAGCAGAAAGUAAUGCAACGCAUCCUACAAUGUUGUUUGUUGAACGGCGGAGUGUUUUGGCUCAGCAUUGUGGCCUUCAACAGUCUGGUCCUACCGACGUUACAAUUCACUACUCAGAGUAUACUUGGUAUUUCAGGUCAGUCUUUAUCGAACACCACAGUCUGGGCUUGGAUGGGUCCAAUGAUGUCCUACACAUUCAGCGCACUCUGGGUUCUUCCUCUCUUUGUGCUAAGCAGAGCAGUAAGCAGUCUCUGGUUUCAGGACAUUGCCGAUGCAGCGUACCGGAAGUCCCGCGGCCGUCCUCAACUUCCUAAUCUCAGUGAACUUAUUGCUGAUUUAUUGUUCAGUGUAAUCGUACAGGCUCUCUUUCUCAUACAGAGUAUGCUGGUGAGCCUUGUCCCCAUACCGGGCGUGGGUCAAGUCUUGAGUCUACUUCAUCUGUGUCUUCUAAACUCACUUUAUGCUUUUGAGUAUAAAUGGUUCAAUAUGGGUUGGAAGGUCCAUCGACGGCUGUCGUUGAUCGAACUCAACUGGCCGUAUUUCUUUGGUUUUGGUCUCCCAUUGGCCGUCCUGACGUCUUUACCAUCGUCCUACGUCAUCAGAGGAUGCCUCUUCUCUAUUCUCUUCCCAUUGUUUAUCAUCAGCGGAAAUGAAGCUGUUACACCAAGCCAACCAUGUGAUUUUCCACUCCACAUCUUCUCCUUGGUAGUGGAGAUUGCCAACAGGAUGUUUCACCGGACCGUCCACAGACCUAAAACAAGUCGGUAAUUGACGGUACUCUCCUUGAUAUUAUUUUGUUAUAUCAACAAUCAUGGGCAAGUUCGAUCAGCGGCCAUAUCAACAAUCAUGGGCAAGUUCGAUCAACAAUCAUGGGCAAGUUCGAUCAACAAUCAUGGGCAAGUUCGAUCAACAAUCAUGGGCAAGUUCGAUCAACAAUCAUGGGCAAGUUCGAUCAGCGAAACAAUCAUGGGCAAGUUCGAUCAGCGACCAUUUGUCAACCACUAGUCACUGUUUCUAUGCAUGAAAUACAUCCUGGAUGCCUGGCAAAAUGGCCCAAUGGUCGACAAUAUUCAUUAUUCAACUACAGUCUCUUGAUUGAACUUGCUUCAUGCUAACUGGGGUGAUGUAUCAACUAAACGUCCACUGAUCCACUAUUGAUUGAAUCUGUACUGAGGUGUGUGGAUAUCAACAACUAGGCUGAUGUUUUAGCUCAAUUGUUAUGAUGGACAAUUGGAUCAUCCACAGACCUAAAAAUAGGCGGUAAUGCAGGUAUAGUCUGUGACAUUGUUUUUAUAUCAAUUACCAUACUGACUGAGGUGGUGUAUCAACUAAGCAUUCAUCGGUCCACAAUAAGUUGAUAGAAUCUGUAUUUGUGGAUGUGUGUGGAUAUAAACUUCUGGGCUGAUUGUUUUAGCUAUGUUUUAAUGAUGGACCACUAUACCGCAAUUGUCCACUGACACUUUUUUAGUUGAUAAACACUUUCAAAGUUUAGGAAGUGAUUUUUAUAUCAACAACUACGCAGACCGGCAUGUGGUGUAACAAUAGUUAGUCAGAAACGACCUGAUUUGAAGUGAUGUAGUUGUAAAGAAAGCGGACACUUAAUAUAAAUGAAAUAGAUGCAUAGAUGCAUUGGGGAGAAAAAGGUGGAAAGAAGUGUGUUUUGGGGGGUAGGCGGCGGUUUUUUUAUAUAUUUUUUUGUUUUAUUAAUUAAUUGGAAUUGGGCCAUUAGAAGACACUGUACAUUUCAUAAGAUUUGUGAACAUUAAAAAAGAGAUGUUUUUCACUAGAAAGUUUAAGAGUGUCACCAAAGAAACUGGACAGGAGUAAAGCUCUUUUUUUAACCUCAAACUGUUAUCAACAUAAAUAUAUUUGAAGUAAUAAUAAUGAUAAUAAACAUUUAUAUAGGGCCAAAUCCAUUAAAAAUGCUCCCAGGUGCUUUACAACAACAAAAAAGUAGCAAUGAAUAUGAACUUUAGGUGUGUUUUUGCAAGGUUGUUGAUAAACACUGGCAUGUGUCAAUUGCUACCUGCAAACAUAAAUAUUUUUUUUAAUAAAAGGUAGAUUACUUCAUUUACCAGCAAUAAAAUAAUAACAAUUUACACAUUAAGAAGUUAAAUUAACACUUAAUUCCUGCCAAAACAGUUGCACUAGUGUUUUUUUAAACCCUUUUAAGUUAACUUUGAUUCUCUCCUGGGUAUCUAUUAUACAAAAAAGAAAUAUAACAUGGUUUAUUUCGGGUGACUAGUCUAUAUUAGCUCCCCGAGGUAUUGGAAGUUG
Asterias rubens (European starfish) is the source of this 2615-nucleotide messenger RNA. RefSeq names its product etoposide-induced protein 2.4-like. NCBI's taxonomy places the organism in Eukaryota, Metazoa, Echinodermata, Asteroidea, Forcipulatida, Asteriidae. Gene Ontology annotation, biological process: macroautophagy. The transcript has 8 exons. The record is from RefSeq and is a predicted model, not a curated record. The coding region runs from base 147 to 1106 and encodes 319 amino acids. Gene Ontology annotation, cellular component: endoplasmic reticulum.